UUUGGAACUUCAUAUACGAGUAGUAAAUAAAUAAAUGGAGAAGGAAAGAAGUCUCCGCCACGUACGAAGCUGAUCGAGAAUCGAAAUGGGGGUUGAAGGUUUCGGGGAGGAGGCGGCGGCGGCGGUUAAGAAGGUGCGGAGCAUUAAUGUGAGACUGACAGACUCUGUUUUAAGGAUUGUGGCGUUUGCUCUAACGGCGGCGGCGGCCAUAGUUGUGGGCUUGGACGUGCAGACCACGGCUGUCAGUGUGGAAAUUGUUCCCACCCUCCCGCCGGUUAACAUUCCGCUCACUGCUAGGUGGCAACACCUCUCUGCCUCUGUGUACUUUGUGGUGGUCAACGCAAUAGCUUGUGCAUAUGCGGUUGUUUCAUUGGUCCUCACACUGGGAAACCGGAAAAAGAACAAUGGCGCCGCCGCCACGUCUUUAAUGAUCAUCGUCCUCGAUGUUGCCAUGGUGGCGCUUUUGUUUUCCAGCUGCGGCGCCGCCGGAGCUAUGGGGCUGAUGAGCUACUACGGGAAUGCGCACGUGGGGUGGAAGAAAGUGUGUAACGUCUUCGGGAGAUUCUGCAUCCAAGCGGCGGCGGCAUUCGCAAUUUCAUUGGCCGCCUCCAUCUUGUUCUUAUUCCUCGUCUUCUUUGCUGCAUUAAGCCUUCACAAGAGAGUUCCUCGCUGAUAAUUAUGCUCCAUCUUCAUUUGUAGUGUGAUGGAGUAGUGCUGCUGAUCGACUCUAAUCCUACGUGUAAUAGGCUAAUUAAGUCGUUAAAGGAUGAUCCAACAUGCAUGUGAUCGAUGUGCAUUCAUAUCACCAAAUAAUUCAGUAAUUUGCUCAUAUUUCUUAAUCUUGGUGCAUAUUUGCUUUACAUAAG
Messenger RNA from Cuscuta europaea, 866 nucleotides. The record is from the annotation of a GenBank genome assembly. NCBI's taxonomy places the organism in Eukaryota, Viridiplantae, Streptophyta, Magnoliopsida, Solanales, Convolvulaceae.